AUGAGCUUCCAACCAUAUUCAGAGCAAGACAAUGAUGCAGAGUCACCUACCCGCCUCAAUGGAGUCCAUUCAGACGAACCUCGGCCUGAGAAACGCAAGCGCACCAGCAAAGAUGACCCCCAAGGACCUUCGUGUUCUCUAUGUCGCAGGCGAAAGGCAAAGUGCUCAAGAGAUCAGCCAUGCGGCACUUGUAUCAAACUCGGUGCCGAAUGCAUAUACGACCAGGAAAAGUCAAAGCCAGGCAUGCGAGCGGGGGCUAUUGAGACAUUGACUCAGCGUCUGACCUACUUGCUGGUAGCGACGCUGGAAAAUAUGUUUGUUGGCCAGGGUGUUCUCUGGCAGCAGAUCUGGAACAGCAUCAAGCAACCAAACAACCAAGAGUACGGGCGAACCCCAGACUCCCAUCCAGAAAUUUCAAUCCAGCAGAUGGCAUCUGAUGUCCGAAGACAUCUCACUGAAUUACCAUUAUCGGAAAUCGGUCAACAAGUGGAUUCGGUAGUGGAAAGAAUUCAACCAGGAAGCACAUUUGAUGCAACAAAUACGCACCGGCCAAAAAGCACCCCCAGUCUUCAACGCCAAGUUAACCUGGGUACCCUCCCUCCAGACGAUCUAGUGGACUCCAUGGUCAACAUAUACUUCAAUCAGAUCCAUCCUUGGAUACCCAUGUUACAUGAGCCAACAUUUCGAGGGCUGCUCUCUAAUCCUUCAGGAAGAGCGCGAGUAUCGACAAUACUCCACGCGAUAGUGUCUCUCUGUAUACGAUUCUCAGAUGAUCCACGGCUACAGAACGCUCCAGAACUCCGUGCUCAAUAUUCCACUAGCUGCCGCCAGACAGUCAUACUUGCGAGUAUGGAGUCCUUUUCGGUCGAGAACUUGCAAGCAAUGACCAUUUGUGCAUUUGACAUAAUUGGUAGCGGCAGAGGUCCCUCGGCAUGGUCCAUAGUCGGCAGCAUGUCUAGAACCGUUGAACAACUACGCCUCAGCACUGAGGAGGAGGAGACCCAGUCACAUCAGUCGCGGUCAAAGGCUCUAAUCGAGAGGGUGGCCUUCCUCCCCCCAGCGUCGACAUGGGCCGAAGUAGAAGAGCGGCGCCGCAUCUUCUGGAAUGUCUUUCUCAUGGACCGCUUCUGCAGUAUUUGUACUGGCUGGAACCUCUCAUUGACCAGUGCUGACGUCACGAGGAGGCUUCCUUGCGAGGGCGCUAUAUGGGAGUCCGGAGAACCAAGCCAGACUCCUACUCCGUACUUUGGAAUCUCGACUCGGUCCCACGACCGCGAGAAAGAUUAUUUGCCAGCCACUCGCGAUACUGAAGAUGGCCAGGCUUCUCUCGGAGGAUUUGCCUUUUGUAUAGAGGCAACGGAGAGUCUGAGCCUUGUCACGUCGUUUUUUCUUCAAUACCGCGUUGAUUUCAAGGAGGUCCACGAAGUACAGAGGUGGCUUAUGAGAUUUAAGCAGCUGGACUUGCGGCUCGUACAAUGGAAAUUCUUUCUUCCUGAGAAAUGGCGCAAGGCUUGCCAAUUUAACAAUGACGGCAACUUGGAUCCCAAUCUAGUCCUUGCGCACAUAGCGCACAACACUGCCGUUGUCCUCCUACACCAGGGCUUAGCUUAUCCACCAGCAGAAUGGCAGUCUCUUCCUGUCAGACUACCUUCUUCUUCUAGCGCAGAAACUUGUCAGGUCGCGGCUGACGAGGUUGCCACAAUAGCAGAGCAAUUCCUUGGUCACUCACAUGUACUUAUCAGUCCGCAGUUUUCGUUUUGCCUUUUCGUGUGCGGCAAGAUGCUGCUGACUCAUGCCGCAUACUACCAGUCCACUCUAACUUCAUCCUUUGACUCGAUCAUAUCGAGCCUCGAGGAGAUAUCUCGUAGGUGGAACGGGGACCAGCCUCCAGCCCGAGCCAAUCUGGCUUCUAAAUUCUGCUCGCGCCUCAAGAAGGCUCGCAUUGAAGGUUCCGGUGCGGUCGACAUCAGGGAAGCCUUUUCCGAGAAGCAAGACGCUAUUGCCUCAUCAAGAAGUGCGGAUGUCAACUUUCGUAGUACAGGGCUUCAAAGGAUGAGCACUUCAACUGAAGCAACAGUACCAGGCGCAUUAGAUGGAGAAAUCGGCAUUAACGGUACUCAGACGGAGUCGCCCGAGAGCAUUUCUCUGGCUUUCCCGCCACUUCCACUGUCAUUCCAGAUGGGUAGCGCAACUCACGAUUCAAUAUUCGCCGCGCCAGCAAAGGCGGGUAAUGACAUGGGAGAAGUGGUCGGUACGGAUAUGAAUAUGGCAGGGAAUUGCCUCGACUUCUAUGAUCUAUCAGAGCAGACGUUUCUUCCAUCAGAACGCGUUAUGAAUGAGUUGAUAUGUUCUGAGAAGCAUUCUUAUGGAAACCCCUGGCCGCUUGACGACUUGAGCCCUGCUGUUCGAGAGUUGAUGAAGCUCGGUGGAACGCCAGGCUUGAGUCUCUCGGUCGCGACAAAGAACCAGCCAGUUUACCAUGCAAACUACGGCUUCCGAGACCUUCAGAACAGACUUCCUGUUACAGAAGAGACAAUAUUCCCAGUAUGUUCACUCGCCAAAGGGCUGUCAGCCGCGGCCAUGGGCAUAUUGGUAGAUGAAGGCAUUGCAUCAUGGGAGAUGCAUGUUAAAGAUGCAACGCCCUCUUUUCACCCAAACAACAGUGAUCUACAUAACAACACAACAUUAGCCGACCUCUACAGCCACCGUAGUGGUAUGUCAUCAUGCGGAAACCUGGUUGGUGGUUGUGAGGGUAACAUCUUGAUCGGCAAGGACGACUGCAUGCGAGUUGUUAAUCACCAGAUCCUGGUCCCUGAGAAGCUCGGCUCAUUCGCAUACAACAGUACUGCAUACGAUGCCUGUGAUGAGGCUUUCAAAAGCCUUAGCGGCGCCUCUCUUGAAGACUUCCUGCAGCAGAAGGUCUUCAACGAACUAGACUUACAAAGGACCUUCAUGAAACCGCCUCCCACCGACAAGGACAACGUGACCAAGUCUUAUAAUACUCUAGAUGAUGGAACGCCAUGGUGCAUACCAGGACCCAAGCUUGGUGAGGAUGGUAUCGGCUGCGGUUCCGGCGGACUCCGGUCUUGCGCUGCUGACUUGAUCAAGCUCUACACCUGCUUCGUCCAGAGCUUUAAUCAUGAGUGUCAGACAGGCCAAUCUUCCACACCCGGCUCCCCUCUGAAGCAGGUAUCAAGGCUCAUGUCUGCUCACGUGCCAAUGCUCGCGACUGAGAGGGAAGGAGUGUCCUACGGACUGGGAUGGGCUCGUGUGCAGCUGCCUAACACCCUGGGACAUAUUGGCCUGAAUGGUCGGCUAAUGCCACAGGGGAUGCCGGUCAUCGGAAAAGGAGUAGCUGACGAACUGAUAUUAUACCAUCAAGGCACGCUCCCAGGCGCCCUUGCGGUUGUUAUACUGAUUCCCCGUACGGAAAGCGUCGUUUUGGUCAUGAGCAACAGCCUCUCACUUACCGAUGUACCUGACUGGGUGUCACAAAUGGUACUUGAAGAAAUCACUGAUGUACCGAUCAAAGAUCGCACCGACUUUAUUGCAUACGCGAAGACGUCUAUCGCUAUCAACUUGGGAUGGUAUGACCGAAUUGCCCAAGGUCUCGUGCAAGGUCAAUCACAUGCCACCAAACCUCACAAACCAUUGGAGGCAUACGUAGGAGAAUAUGUUGAUGAGAGCCGUGUUUUCAGCGUCAUGGUCACUGUGAAAAAGGGAGUACUCUUUUGGGCAUUCCAGGGACUGGAUUCGGAAAGGUACAAGCUGACACAUUACGAUGGCGAUACUUUUACGUGGUUGCAACCACGGAACGGCUUAUCGCGCCGCGGUAGAUGGGUAUUGGGAAAUGAUAAUGAUCCGUCGUUCUGGAAGAUAGAAUUUGGUGGUUUUGAUGAACAUGGCAGCGUAAACACGGUGCUCUGGCGCCACGACCCCUCCCUAGAUCCCGUUGUCUAUUCGAGAUAG
This is a messenger RNA of Fusarium oxysporum Fo47, 3969 nucleotides long. RefSeq lists its product as uncharacterized. Gene Ontology annotation, molecular function: DNA-binding transcription factor activity, RNA polymerase II-specific; zinc ion binding; DNA binding. NCBI's taxonomy places the organism in Eukaryota, Fungi, Ascomycota, Sordariomycetes, Hypocreales, Nectriaceae. Gene Ontology annotation, cellular component: nucleus. Bases 1 to 3969 code for a protein of 1322 amino acids. Gene Ontology annotation, biological process: regulation of DNA-templated transcription; DNA-templated transcription. The transcript is spliced from 6 exons. The record is from RefSeq and is a predicted model, not a curated record.